This is a messenger RNA of Ochotona princeps (American pika), 1426 nucleotides long. It is a transcript of the gene C32H8orf58, whose product is annotated as chromosome 32 C8orf58 homolog. The transcript is spliced from 7 exons. Bases 165 to 1307 code for a protein of 380 amino acids. NCBI's taxonomy places the organism in Eukaryota, Metazoa, Chordata, Mammalia, Lagomorpha, Ochotonidae. The record is from RefSeq and is a predicted model, not a curated record.
ACCCCGCCCUUGCGCGAGCACAAGCACCUGCGCGCCCCUCCCUCGGCCCGCCCUCCCCUCCCCCGCUGGGAGUGUCCAGGGGCCGCGCCCGCUGCGGGCGCUCUGCGAGGGACGUGGCUGGGAUCAGCCGGGGACUGAGCGCCCAGAGGCCGGGAGCCGAAGCCAUGCGGGCCCGGCGGCGGCGUGUCUUCGCCGUGGAGCCGCUGGACGGUCGGGAUGGAGCCGCCGAGGCCCUGGCACGUGGUUGUGUGGUACCCGGCACCACCAGCACCUACAGGCGAAUCCCCGAGGCUACUCUUGCCCCCGCCCCCUUCUCCGACUCCCAGAAGGGACAUGGUGAUAUGAGAGAGUUCAGGAGGCAGGUGCCUGUUCUCAAGGUGGCCUCACGGGACUCAGGAGUGGAGAUGGCCGUAGGGGAUGGCUCCCUGGCCACCUUAGCCGGAUUGUCUCAGGACUCGCUGCGCUGGGAGCCCAUGGGGAGCCCCGAGCCCCCUGGCCGGCUCAGCAGGUUCCUGGCCAGCCACAAGCUGGAGCAGGUGCUGGAGCGCUCCCAUCACCUCCCGCCCUCGUCGCCUGCUCCUGUCAGCUCGUGGGAAAGGCAGCCUGGUGUGUUGCAGCCAGCUGGCAGGCCUGAGAGUGAAAUGCGCCUCUGUCGAGCAGAAGGGUGCCUGGAGGCAGAAACCCACCUAGAGGCAGGAGCGGAAGAAGCAGAGGUGGCGGGGGACUUGGGGCCUGGUACCUGGGCCUGCCUCCCAGGGCAGGGUCUCCGCUACCUGGAACACCUGUGCCUGGUUCUGGAACAGAUGGCAAGACUGCAGCAGCUUUAUCUGCAGCUGUGGACCCAACGGCUGCCUGGGGAUUCGCUGGAGGAAGAGUCUGCUUUGGCGGUUCUGCCUUCACCCUCCGCCUCACCAGACCUGGGCAGCGGGGUGCGGGGGCGAUGGGAGCUGCUAAGCCACACACAGGAGGCAGAAGGGGCAGAGGUUACUGUAUCUCCCAGGCUGGGGGAGACAGGAGCCCACCCUCCCAGGUUGUCAGAGCCUCCCAUGGAGCCAACUCCUGACUUCUCAGCCUCCCAAGGAUGCAAGCGAGAUGUCUCCCAAUGGGACAAGGUCAAGGUCUUGCUCAACCGGAUCCGCUGGAGGACCCCUCGGCACACGGAGCCGCCUGCCCUGCCUGGAGGUUCAAGCUCUAGGACGGAGCCCAGGGACUCCCCCAAAAGGCCUCAGUGUCAUAUCCAUCGGAGAACCUUUAUGCCAUCAUUAACCGUUAAGAAGCAACGAGCCAAAAAUGUUUCCGUACGCUGAGCCCACCUGGUACACCCGGUGAUCCUGGGUGGCGGGGAGGAGUCGGGGAGGCCCUGGGCACCUGGCUGCCGCGUUGUCUGCAACACCAACAGAAGCUGCAGCCGCGCUCAGAGACUGGU